Messenger RNA from Carassius auratus (goldfish), 5030 nucleotides. Its product is annotated as pre-mRNA-splicing factor ATP-dependent RNA helicase PRP16-like. Gene Ontology annotation, cellular component: intracellular anatomical structure. The record is from RefSeq and is a predicted model, not a curated record. Gene Ontology annotation, molecular function: ATP binding; RNA binding; 3'-5' RNA helicase activity. The transcript is spliced from 26 exons. NCBI's taxonomy places the organism in Eukaryota, Metazoa, Chordata, Actinopteri, Cypriniformes, Cyprinidae. Bases 1 to 3765 code for a protein of 1254 amino acids.
AUGGAGGAUGAUUGGUCCCUGCAUCGGCUGGAGGGCAGUGACCCCGGGGUCCAGGUCGGGGGGCUGAUAGUGAAGAAGAGGAGCGCUUCAUCAGAGCCGCAUGUGUUCAGAGCUCCUGCUCCUCGAGCCUCGCUCCUGGGCCUCGAUCUGCUGGCCGCACAGAAACGCAAGGAGCGCGAGGGCAAGGAGAGGCUUGAGGAUCAACCCAAAAAAUCCAAGGUGUCGUCCUACAAGGAUUGGGAGGAGGGGAAGAGUGACUCGGGCUCUGAUGAUGAAGAUCAAGAGGAGGGUGAUGGCAGGAAUCAAAAAAAGGAAAGGAAGUACCGUGUCACUGGAUCAGAGACGCCGUCAAACCCAGGAGGGGUUAGUGAGGAGUUCAAGCAGAAGCAUCAGCAGAGGGAGAAGGACAGACGUGAGCAUGGGGUUUAUGCGUCCUCCAAAGAAGACAAGAGCAGAGACAAAGACGGGUCCAGAGACAGGGACAGGGACCGCUACCAUGACAGAGACAGAAGGAGAGACCGAGAUGAGCGUGAAAGCAGCCGCGGCCGUGGCUCCAGCAGCAGUCGCUCCGAGCGCGGUGACGGCAGCGUGAGAAGUGAACGCUCCCAGAGAGACGGCUCGUCCGAGCGCAUGAGCCGCGGGACUCGCCGCGAUGAGCCCGAAUCACCGCGCAACAAACCCAAAGAUCUGCCCACUCCGUCCCGCUCCAGCUGGGAUGAGGAUGACAGUGGAUAUUCGGGCUCACGCCACUCUCACUGGGAGAGUCCGUCUCCUGCCCCGUCCCACUGCUCCGAGCGCAGCCAACGCUCAGUCCGUGACAGUGAGAGGAGAGACAGGUCAAGUAAACCUCAGUAUCCAGCAGAAACUCCUCUGCCAACGCCAUCAUACAAGUACAACGAGUGGGCCAAUGACAGGAAGCACCUUGGCUCCACCCCACGCCUGUCUCGAGGAAAAACUGAUAAAAAGGAGGACAGAGAGGACGGCAUCCUAUUUAAUGAUGAAGAAGAGAAGGAACGGUGGGAGGAAGAUCAGCGGCAAGCUGAUCGAGACUGGUACAUGAUGGAUGAAGGUUACGAUGAGUUCCACAACCCCUUGACAUCCAGUUCAGAGGAAUAUGUGAAGAAGAGGGAGCAGAUCCUGCAGAAGCAGACCCAGAAACGCAUCUCGGCGCAGAAACGGCAAAUCAACGAGGAUAACGAGCGCUGGGAGACCAACCGCAUGCUCACCAGCGGAGUGGUCCAGCGUUUGGAGGUGGAUGAGGACUUCGAGGAAGACAAUGCGACCAGAGUGCAUCUGCUUGUGCAUAACCUCGUGCCACCCUUCCUGGACGGGAGGAUCGUCUUCACCAAGCAGCCUGAGCCGGUCAUUCCAGUGAAAGAUGCGACCUCUGACAUGGCCAUCAUCUCCCGCAAGGGCAGUCAGCUGGUCCGGCGUCACCGAGAGCAGAAAGAAAGAAAGAAGGCACAACACAAACACUGGGAGCUCGCUGGCACCAAACUGGGAGACAUCAUGGGAAUCAAGAAAACCGAGGAGAAUGCAUCAGAAGGAAAAGCCGUCGGAGAAGAUGGAAAAGUGGAUUACAGAGCGGAGCAGAAGUUUGCUGACCACAUGAAGGAGAAGAAUCAAGCGAGCAGUGAUUUUGCUAAGAAGAAGACCCUGUUAGAGCAGAGGCAGUAUCUGCCCAUCUUUGCUGUUCGCCAGCAGCUGCUCAACAUCAUCAGGGAUAACAAUAUUGUGAUUGUGGUGGGGGAAACGGGCAGUGGUAAGACCACUCAGCUCACACAGUAUCUUCAUGAGGAUGGUUACACCAGCUAUGGCAUGGUGGGCUGCACACAGCCCCGCAGAGUGGCAGCUAUGAGCGUGGCCAAGAGAGUCAGCGAAGAAAUGAACAGCAACCUGGGAGAAGAGGUUGGUUAUGCCAUCCGUUUUGAAGACUGUACGUCAGAGAAGACUGUGAUAAAAUACAUGACGGAUGGGAUUCUUCUGAGGGAGUCUCUGCGGGAGUCAGAUUUGGACCACUACAGCGCGGUAAUCAUGGACGAGGCCCAUGAGCGCUCGCUCAACACUGACGUGCUCUUCGGCCUGCUCCGAGAGGUGGUGGCUAGACGCUCGGACUUGAAGCUCAUUGUCACAUCCGCCACCAUGGACUCAGACAAAUUUGCAGGAUUCUUCGGCAAUGUUCCUAUUUUCCACAUUCCCGGCAGAACGUUCCCGGUGGACAUCUUGUUCAGCAAGGUUCCUCAGGAGGACUAUGUGGAGGCGGCUGUGAAACAGGCUUUACAGAUUCAUCUCAGCGGGAUGGUGGGUGACAUCCUCAUCUUCAUGCCCGGUCAGGAGGACAUCGAGGUGACGUCAGAUCAGAUUGUGGAGCGACUGGAGGAUCUGGAUAACGCUCCGGCUCUGGCAGUGCUGCCCAUCUACUCCCAGCUGCCCUCGGACCUGCAGGCCAAGAUCUUCCAGAAGGCUCCUGAUGGUGUGAGGAAGUGUAUCGUCGCUACAAACAUCGCUGAGACGUCUCUGACUGUGGACGGCAUCAUGUUUGUGGUGGAUGCUGGUUACUGCAAGCUGAAGGUGUUCAAUCCUCGUAUUGGCAUGGAUGCGCUGCAGGUUUACCCCAUCAGUCAAGCCAAUGCAAACCAGCGAGCCGGCAGAGCAGGAAGAACAGGCCCGGGACAGUGUUACAGGUUAUACACUCAGAGUGCCUACAAGAAUGAAAUGCUCACCACCACAAUCCCAGAGAUCCAGCGCACUAACCUGGCCAAUGUUGUGCUUCUGCUCAAGUCUCUGGGAGUUCAAGAUCUCUUGCUCUUCCACUUCAUGGACCCGCCGCCUGAAGACAACAUGCUGAACUCCAUGUACCAGCUGUGGAUCCUGGGAGCGCUUGACAACACAGGCUCUCUGACGCCCACCGGGCGGCUCAUGGUGGAGUUUCCUCUGGAUCCGGCUCUGUCUAAAAUGCUGAUCGUGUCAUGUGACAUGGGCUGCAGUGCUGACAUCCUCAUCAUCGUCUCCAUGUUGUCUGUGCCGUCCAUCUUCUACAGACCAAAGGGUCGAGAGGAGGAGAGUGACCAGGUGAGAGAGAAGUUCUCGGUGCCUGAGAGUGAUCAUCUGACCUACCUCAACGUUUACCUGCAGUGGAAGAACAACAAUUACUCCAGCAUCUGGUGCAACGAUCACUUCAUCCACACCAAAGCCAUGCGAAAGGUGCGUGAGGUGCGAGCUCAGCUCAAAGACAUCAUGGUGCAGCAGAAAAUGAACCUGGUCUCCUGCGGCUCAGACUGGGAUGUGAUCAGGAAGUGCAUCUGUGCUGCGUACUUCCAUCAGGCUGCUAAAUUAAAGGGAAUAGGGGAGUAUGUGAACGUGAGAACUGGGAUGCCCUGCCAUCUGCACCCCACCAGUGCUUUGUUCGGGAUGGGUUACACCCCUGACUACAUCAUCUACCAUGAGCUGGUCAUGACCACCAAGGAAUACAUGCAGUGUGUGACGGCUGUGGACGGCGAGUGGCUGGCUGAGCUGGGACCCAUGUUCUACAGCAUCAAACAUGCAGGAAAGAGCAGACAGGAGAACCGAAGGAGAGCCAAGGAGGAGAUCACCAACAUGGAGGAGGAGAUGUCUCUUGCACAAGAACAGAUCCGUGCACGGAAAGAGGAGCAGGAGAGGAAGAGCAAUCUGGGCAGCGUCAGGUCCAUAAAGAUCUUCACCCCUGGAAGGAGAGAGGAAACGCCCAUGACCCCGAAACGAACACCGGCCCGAUUCGGCUUAUAGUGCUUGUACCUACACUCUCAGCCAGAUAAUAUUGCAAAUCUGAUUUUAUUUGCCACAGUCGCUUCAGUCAGUGCAACGUUAUUAAAUCUGCUCAUCACAGUGCUUGUCACAUGCAGCUCCCAGGCUCGUCCAGAAGUAGGAGCAAUUGUAUAAGGAGAAAAUUCUCUUCCCCGCAGACAAAGUGUUAUGUGUGACUCUGGAUCAAGACCAAAAAAAAGAUGCUAGUACUGCUUUCGAUCUUUUUUUUUUUUAAAGCCAAAUUCAAAAACACACAUUUGUCCUUAUAUAUGAAUGCACUUCAACUAAAGAAAAAAACGUAUAUACUUAGCCCAAUGACAGGCUUUUUUUAAUGCUUGAAUGUGUGUGUGUAAACCAGAACAGCAGAAUUUAUUCACGUCCUGCUGUAAUAUUCACUUUACCAUUGAGUUAUAAUUCACGUUCUCUCAUAUUUCGGUUUGUGAAGCGCAUUCUUUCAGAGAACACAGAGCAUCCAUGAAUAUUAACUUCCUGUACUCUGAUAGGUUCAUCCCCUGUGGAUGAAGCUUGUCUUUGUUAUUCUGACAAAAACAUUGCUAGAAUAUUUCAUCACUCCGCUGGAAUCACGGCUGACCAGGCGGCGGUCAAAUCCUGCGUCGUCUUUGAUGCAAUUGGGCUGCAAGUCAUUGAACAGAUGUGCUGUGUAUUGACCGAUCCACAACAUGAUCAACCACUCGCCACCAAGGGCCAUUUCACUUUCUUUCUGAUUUCCAGAGCUCUGUUGCUCUGUUUGCAUUUUUGGAAACUGAAAAAAAGAAGUCUGUUGAACUUUAUUAAUCUCCAUCACUGAUGUGUACAGUAUGUCUGUAUAUUGUGAUUCUUUCUUUCUUUUGUUGUAUGAUGUAGAUGGGCAGAAGUCAAACAUGUUUAGAUGUGACAAAUUGUUUUCAGAAAGGCUGGAAAACCGGGAAUGACUAUUUUUGAAAGUGUGUAAAGUUCAUUCUGUGUCUCCUUUGUAUUUCAAUUGUACCGUUUUAUAUUAGAUAUUAAAGAAAUGAAUCUAGAAAUGCUUUAAUUGUUGGUAGUGGUUGGAUCACUGUAUUUAGUGUGUUAAAAAACAAACAUUAGCAGGGCUGUAUACAUCACAUUAAUUUCUGCUGUCCAUUGUGUGGUUUUCUAUUGUAAACAUGUACUGAAUGUUCAUCUUUGACCGUUGCCCUUGGGUCUUUAUCAGCGUCUCAUUUUGUUCCCCAAAAAGUAAUAAAAAAAUAAAAAUAUUUUUUUCAAAA